GUCUGUGUCAGACGGAGAGCCCACUGUUCUGGCCAGAGCAUGCCCACCCAGGCUCUGCUGCCCAUCCUGCUUCUCUGUGUUCUGCUGCUGCAGGCCCAGGGAGGGCACCGUAAUAGGAACAAGAUGCAGAGUGUCAAGGCCUGUCAGAAGCGGCCCAGUGUACAACUUUGCAACAACCACUGUUCAUAUUUCCUAAAGUGUCCCGAUUCAGAUACCAUAUGCUGUUCAACCUUCUGCGGGAACGUUUGCAUGAAUCGCCUGUGAGUGGGUCUGUGUAUUCUGUUCCCCUAACCCUCUAAAAAUGUGCCUGCGACCUUAAAUCCUGGGCACAUGGCUGUCAACCCCCUCACUAUCUGGAUGGCUUGUUUCUGUCAA
Molecule: messenger RNA, 375 nt
Organism: Eptesicus fuscus (big brown bat)
Lineage: Eukaryota; Metazoa; Chordata; Mammalia; Chiroptera; Vespertilionidae
Product: protein WFDC10B
Exons: 2
Coding region: 40-264 (74 amino acids)
Source: RefSeq, a predicted model, not a curated record